This is a messenger RNA of Psilocybe cubensis, 1998 nucleotides long. RefSeq lists its product as uncharacterized. Gene Ontology annotation, biological process: DNA-templated transcription. The record is from RefSeq and is a predicted model, not a curated record. The transcript has 12 exons. Gene Ontology annotation, molecular function: zinc ion binding; DNA binding. The coding region runs from base 1 to 1998 and encodes 665 amino acids. Lineage: Eukaryota; Fungi; Basidiomycota; Agaricomycetes; Agaricales; Agrocybaceae.
AUGCAACUGGCAGGGUACAUUGAAAUACUGGAGCAGAGAAUAAGAACCCUCGAGCGGGUUAUUGAUCAGAUACGUCGGGAACCUGGACGAGCGCAAGAGAUUGCGCAAGAUGCUUAUGCCACGGAACCACUCAUACCUGACGAAAUCGUAACAAAUCCGCCCCCUCAGCCUGCUGAAUCACCAGACACGGAAUUUUCGCUGCCAGCAAAUACCAAUGAUCAAGAAACUCCAGAAGAGGAAGAUUUAUCACAUGUAUCGCUGGCAGAAGAGAUGAAGAAGUUCACGAUGAAUGCUAGUGUGGACGUGCGGUACUUUGGAGAAGCUAGUGUACUCGAAUUUUCGAAGCGGCUGAAUGAUAUUAAAUAUUCAAUAACCGGUAUGCAACCAGAACCCGAACUCAAAUCAUACAGGAUCAGUAGCUAUUGGGGCAUUCAUCCAUGGGAACUACAUUGCGUGACACCAUCGGAAGCUUCAUACAUCUUCCCUGAGGACGACCUGCUUGAAAAGCUCGUAUCUCUCUACUUUGAGAAAACCAACAUCCUCAUUCCAGUGCUUCAUCGUCCCACAUUCAUGAAGUCUUUGUUUAUCGGGCAACACCAUUGGGAUGCCUCAUUUGGAAUGAUAGUUUUGAUGGUCUGUGCACUAGGGUCGAAGUACUGCUCGGACCCCCGUGUGCUGAUAAACGAUGGAACGUUACACUUGUCUGCAGGGUGGAAAUACUUUUCGCAGGUCCCUGUCCACCGAUGGGCAACGCUUUCCAAUGCGAGCAUCUAUGAUUUGCAAUAUUUCUGUCUAGCAGGGCAAUAUCUCUACAGUACCUCUUUGCCACACACGUCUUGGAGUGUAUUUGGCAUGGGGCUAAGACAUGCGAUAGAGCUUGGUCUGCAUAGGCGUAACGCACACAACGAACCACCGUCCGCUGAGAAAGAAUUGCGAAAACGCGUUUUCUGGUCCCUCGUCUGCCUUGAGCGUAUAUUGAGCUCGCUAUAUGGUCGCCCUUGUGCAUAUCAAGACGAAAUAUUUGAUGUUGAAUACCCCAUUGCAUGCGACGACGAAUACUGGAUAAUGGACGACCCUCGAAAAGCAUUUCAGCAGCCAGACGGGAAACCUUGCACAAUUACCGCAUUCAUACGCCUGAUCAGGCUUUGCGAAGUGCUUAGUGUCGUGCUGAGGACAUUAUACUCCAACAAAAAAUCUAAAACGAUGUCUGGGUAUGUUGGAGUCGAUUGGGAGGCCCGGAUGAUCGCAGCACUCGACUCGGCCAUGAUAGAGUGGAAAGACAACUUACCUGACUAUCACAUUCAGAUUCAUCGGCGGCAUAUUACGGAAGAGCUCGUUGCCACUGCCAGCUUUGAAAAAUGCACGAGUGCAGCGAUACAGUGUGCUAGGGUGCUGGAGGUGGGCCUGGCUCGUGGGCUGUGUAUCUUUCCCACUACAGCGCUUUCUGCGUACAUGGCAGGGGGUAUUUUGGUUCUUGAUAAACUGAAGAAGAUUAAAUCUAGUGUGCGGGUCGAUGAAGUGCUAGGAGAAGAGAGCCAUGAUUACAAUACAUGUGGAACCAAGCAGGGCGAUUCCGUAUACAAUUUAAUGCAGAGCGUUAUACUCGUCAGCGACUCCUUGACAGAACGAGGUAGAUUUGAGAGACCACUCCAACUGAGCUACAAAAAUCCCCAACACGUUUACGAACCGUCAUUAUCAAGACAUCUCACGACAAAUGACAGUACUACUGCACAUGUCCUCCCUGACCUAUCUUUCCCAAUUUCGAAUAACUGGGAAAUCCAGGAUCUAGCCUUGACGGAAAUGGGUUAUACCCAAUACACAACCUAUGGAGAAGCCAAUGAGGUUGAUGAUGCUAAUGUUCAGUAUUCCUUACUGAGCUAUCCCCCAUUCCACAUACCCAAUCAGUUUCAAGGUCAGAGUAUUUAUACUGCCCAGUCCAACGAUGGUUCAGCGUCUAACGCGGAUUGGGGAAAUGGCAUGCCAAAUAUUUUGGGAUGA